CAGCACUGAUUUCUGCUUGGUGAUCUGGAGGGCCCUCUGCUCAGCUUUUGUUCAUCGCUUUUUAUGAAGGAAUUUUAGCACCUCCAUCGCGUGCAGCUCAGUUUGACCCGUAAACCCGCUGCUGCUGCACAGCAGUUAACACAGCAGCACGUUACCAAGUUACCACGGCCGCCUGUCUGCUCCUAAUUCAGCUCCUACAGGGCUCCUUUAUUAGGCAAUAUGUAGGGUGCAUGUCCUAUGAAGCAUGCUAGCUUGCCUUUCUUGGAGUGAAGGGAAAUAGGAAGGCAAUUCAUAUUAAAGUAUAUUUUCCCGAUGGAUUCGCUGAUAGAUUGAAAUGUGCAGAGAAGGUUACAAAUGGGACCUGUACUAAUAUGGGAUGUUUAUGUACUCCACGUCAAACAAGAGCACCUGGGAUAAGCAGUUUUUAACUAGCUAGUAGUUAUGUUCUAAAUCUCUGCAAGCCUGAUUCUGUGUUACUGAUUUCUCAGAAGUCACCUUCCCUACCAAAGAGCAAUUGAAGUGCUUGGUUAUACCCCUGUAUUACAAGAUAUAAGAACCCCUUUAACUACCAUUUUAACAGCAGCCUUGAAGGCUUUCUAAUUUAUUCUUAUCCUGUAAUUACCAGCUGAAGCAGUGACAAUCCAAUCAGAUGUUUUCCCAGGCCUCCUUAUCCCGUGCUUAAUCCGUUUCACCCCCUCCCUGCCCUUACAGGGCUGUUCCUUUUGCUGUCCGUGCUGAGGAUACCAGUGGUCCUCUUGUGAUUAACAGUGAUGCAAUCAGAGUUAUAAAAAGGCAGUUAGUAAAGAACAAGCAAGCUGUUCUAAACUUAGGUUAACCUGAAGCUAGCAAUGAAGUAUCCUCCAGUUCCUUUGGUGACUGAGCUGACUUUGCCUAUUUUCUUUUGCCUUUCUUUGCCAUAUGUACUAAUACUGAUCAUAGUAGUGAUCUGGCUACGGCUCCUACUUAAUGAAGAAGAGAUCCCUCCUGCAGAAGAAACUAAGAAACAGUCUCUGAUUGCUGAUGUGUCUCAUUCUGAAUCUAAAUUUGAAGAUGAACCAACAGGUGAUGAAAGCCAGGAUGAUACAGCAAGUACAGAAUUUAAAGAGGACAAACAAUCUAGUGGCCCAGUGGGACAACCAAGGCCCAAACCUGCUUAUCUGAGUUCAAAGCCAAAAGCAAACUGCCAUCUCAGACGGCUGGUCCCAGAACCAAAGAUAAAACCCUCCCACGUGGGAAGGAAUGUUCUCUGUAACAUCAUGAUGCUGCUGUGCUCCAUGCUUUGUUCUCUCACCUGGACUUUUCUCAGCCAUUUGCUCCAGAUCUGUAACGUCCUGAGGAUUCAGCUGCUGCCAUCCUCUCUGGUUGUCGAUGUGGCUCAGCUUUAUGAUUUGCUGCGUGGAAAUGUUGUGAAAAUCCUGGGCUCCCCAAGGCUACAAAGCAGAGGGCUGUUAACUUCAAUCCUCGGGAUGAGAUACAAGAAAACAGAACAGAGUGCAGCUCAGAGGACUGCCUCAAGGUAGCAGUGAAGCUGGUAGUUCUAUGACCUUUAGCAGCAAUCCUGUUCAGCAUCAGUGAAAGCUACUCUAGCGUGGUUAGGGGAGGUUAAUUCUCUAAUAAAGAAAUGCAGUCAGGACUAAACUGAUGCACUCAGGUCACAACAGCUGUUUUCCAAGUGACCAGUAUUGACUGGUUGUAUGUUAUUAAAUGAACCACAGCAAGUAGCAUCUCAUGGCAGAGCUUAGACGUGUGCUCUGCUACUCUCCUACUGCAAAGUAUAAAUCACUUUCAGAGUGACUAAACACCCUUUAGCAUGUAUGGAGCUGUGCAGAAUACAUCCCUUUUAGCACAUGAGGUUGGAUUCCACUGCCAGAGACAGUCCCUGCCAGCUCCGUGGGGCCACGAGGGGGCUAUGCUAUAGUUCUGUUCCCUAAAGGUUCAUGGGGGGCCGUUUGCCCAUUGCUUUGUUACACGUGUUGCACAAUUGGUUUUAAAAGACAAGUUGAAAAUAGGGAAUUGCAGCCUAGGAAGCACGCUGUCAUUGAGAAAACAUUUGUCCCUAUUCCUGAGGUGAAGAAAACUCUCCACAGCCCUGCAUGGGGAGACUGUGUAACGGUUCUGCUGCCUGUAAUUACGAAGCAUGCCUUGUUUGCGUUUGUCUUUCCCACAGCUGUCCACGCGUCCAAAUAUUUAUGCAGGGCAGCAUGCUUUUAAAUAAAACUUGUUUGCUCGCUGUCUUUAAAUCCGUGGUCAUUUAUUUCGAGGACACAUAUACGGAUACGCUAUUCAUCAGCCGUUUGCUGAGCAAAU
Phasianus colchicus (ring-necked pheasant) is the source of this 2307-nucleotide messenger RNA. NCBI's taxonomy places the organism in Eukaryota, Metazoa, Chordata, Aves, Galliformes, Phasianidae. The record is from RefSeq and is a predicted model, not a curated record.